AUGACGUCGUGUAUAGAAUUGGAGAAAUGGGAGGAAUGGGAGGAAUUUAAGAGAUUUGAUAGAUUGGAAAGAUUGGAGAAAUAUAGCAAAGUGAAGGAAUGGGAGAAAGUGGAGGAGGAAUUUAUAAAAUUGGAGAAAUGGGGAUUGAAGGAAUGGGAGAAAUUGGAGAAAUAUAACAAAGGGAAGGAAUUGGAGGAAGAAAGGUAUGAUGAAGGGCUUAGUAAUUUAUCGCUUGAAGACGAAGUGUCAAUUCCAGAACGUUUGUUGGAGAAAGAAUCUGUAUUGGAGGAAUUUAUAGAAUUGGAGAAAUGGGAGGAAUGGGAGGAAUUUAAGAGAUUUGAGAGAUUGGAAAGAUUGGAGAAAUAUAACAAAGGGAGGGAAUUGGAGAAAGUGGGGGAGGAAUUUAAGAGAUUGGAAAGAUUGGAGAAAUAUAACAAAGGGAAUGAAUUGGAGAAAGUGGAGGAGGAAUUUAUAGAAUUGAAGAAACGGAAGGAAUUUCUUAGAUUGGAGAGAUUGAAGGAAUGGGAGAAAUAUAACAAAGGGAAGGAAUUGGAGAAAGAAAGGUAUGAUGAAGGGCUUAGUAAUUUAUCACUUGAAGAACAAGUGUCAAUUCCAGAACGUUUGUUGAACAAGGAAUUGGCUAUUCAAGGACUUAGUUAUUCAUCACCUUAUAAAGAAAAGUCGAUCAGAGAGCGUUUGUUGGAUCAAUAUUUGAAACAAAGAAGAGAAAUAGAUGAGAAAUUGGAAGAUCAUUCAAAGCAAGUGAAGCAAUUGGAGCAAUUGGAGCAAUUAGCAAGGCAUUUGGUAAUACAAUCUAAGAGAGAAAAGGAAGAAUUGGAGAGAUUGGAGAAGAAAAAGGCUAAACAAUAUGUGGAUGAAUUGAUCAAGAGUGCAUGCCCAUACCAAGCGUCUUACAAUACCUCUUCUCCCACACUUGAGGAAGUACAGUCGAGCAAAAAGAAAAUUGAGUGA
Messenger RNA from Cannabis sativa, 972 nucleotides. RefSeq lists its product as uncharacterized. The transcript has 2 exons. The record is from RefSeq and is a predicted model, not a curated record. NCBI's taxonomy places the organism in Eukaryota, Viridiplantae, Streptophyta, Magnoliopsida, Rosales, Cannabaceae. Bases 1 to 972 code for a protein of 323 amino acids.